Molecule: messenger RNA, 1563 nt
Organism: Miscanthus lutarioriparius
Lineage: Eukaryota; Viridiplantae; Streptophyta; Magnoliopsida; Poales; Poaceae
Source: the annotation of a GenBank genome assembly
AUGGAGGAGUUUGGCAUGCCACAGUGCUACGGGUGCUACGCCCUGUGCAUUUUCCUUGUUUUCCUCGUCCAUGCCGUGGUCCGCGCUAAGUUCGGCGCGAGCAAGAAGCUCGGGCCGAAGCUGCCUCCCGGACCGUGGCAGCUGCCCCUGAUCGGCAGCUCCCACUGCCUGCUGAGCCGCAGGCUCCCGCACCACCGCAUGCGCAACCUUUCCCUGCGCCACGGCCAGCUCAUGCUGCUCAGGAUCUGUGAGCGCCUCGUCGUCGUCGUCUCCUCCGCCGAAGCCGCGAGGGAGGUGUUCGGCGACACCGCCUUCGAGCAGCGGCCGACCAGCCCGGCGCUCGACGAGCUCUACUCGAGGCACGGCAUGGGGAUCGUCUUCGCGCCCUACGGCGACCACUGGCGGCUGCUCCGGCGGGUCCUCGUGACCGAGCUCCUCAGCGCGCAGCGCGUCGAGUCCUUCAGGCGCAUCCGGGAGCAGGAGGCGGCCCGCCUCGUGUCGUCUCUGCAUGCCACGGCGGCGGCGGCGGCGUCUCCGUCGGACCAGCUCGCCAACAUCGACGAGCGCCUCGCCGUGUUCGUUACGGACUUGGCGGUGCGCGCCAUCUUUGGCGACAUGACGAUGCCCGACCGAGCCGCGCUCCUCGACACGCUGGAGCAGGCUCUGGAGUUCUCGUCGCUCUUCGACCUGAGGGACCUGUUCCCGUCGUCGUGGCUCGUGCGGAUGCUGCCGCGCAACAGCAAGGCGGAGCGGAACAGGCUGGAGGUGGUCCGCCUCAUGGAAGGUAUCCUUCGCAUUCACGAGGAGAGGAGGUCCUCCGGAGAAGCUGCUGCUGCCGGCGAGCAGGACAUGGUCGACGUGCUGCUGAGGAUACAGAGUGAAGGCGCCAUGGGAGUUUCUCUCACGCACGGAAUCAUCAUGGAUAUGCUAAUUGAUGUGUUUGUUGCAGCUAUCAAGGCAACAACAUCUACCCUUCGAUGGGCCAUGGCCGAACUAAUGGCAAAUCCAACGGUGAUGGAGAAGGUUCAGUCGGAGAUCCGCCGCGUCCUCGCAGGUCAGGGUCGAGUGCGCGAGGUAGCUGUAAGAGACAUGGGCUACCUCAAUGCAGUGAUCAAAGAGACUUUACGGCUACACCCUCCUAUUCCACUAACCCCUAGAUUUUGCACACAAGACCGUAAGAUUCAAGGAUACGAUGUGCCAAAAGGGACAAUACUUGUUGCAAACGUAUGGGCAAUCUCUAGGGACCCUAACUACUGGCAAGGCCAAGAUCCAGACAAGUUCAUGCCAGAAAGGUUUGAGGCCGAGCAGACCUUCAACUUCAUGGGGUCAGACUUCGAAUUCAUACCAUUCGGGGCCGGGCGACGAAUUUGCCCUGGGAUAGCUUUCUCGCAAGCAAAUAUUGAGUUUGCUUUGGCUAGCCUCCUAUACCAUUUUGAUUGGGCACUGCCCAAGGGAGUCGGGCCGGAGGAACUAGACAUGACGGAGUCUUGUGGACUUGAAGUGAGGAGGAAGGCCGAACUGCUUUUACGUCCCAUACCUCGUAUUCCUCAGGUAGAUGAAUAA